AUGCACAUCUACCCAGAGCGCAGCCCGGUGCAUGGCCUGGAGUGCGAGAUUUUCAAACUUGUUGCAGGGAAUCUGGACCUCUUCAACCCACUGCUCAAAGCUGGAUCGAAUGGUCGUGAGGGAUGGAGGGGGUGCCGCAGCCGAGCUCUUAUCGACGCAGCUGCUCUCGGUGGGAACGUCGAUAUCUUCUUCCCUGCUCCGCACAGCUCAGCCGGACGUGAACGUGGUGUCGGUGGCAAGCAGGAGAAGAGCUCCGUCAUGUACAAAGCUGUGCUGUAUGGGCACCACAUGCUCGUAAACCUCUUGCUGGCGGGAUUGGAUCUGAACUUCUUGGGAACUGGAUCGGGGGGAAAUACACCCCGCCACCUGGCUGCUCUCGAAGGGAUGGACGAGUUGGUGUCUAGCCUCUUGCUCAGGGGGGCGGACAAAGAUGCUCUCAGCGUCCUAGGCAAGACACCGCUGAUGCUUGCAUCCAGGUGGGGUCACUCGUCUGUCGUGCAUACUCUGUUUGCUGCUGGUGAUGAUGUCACUGCCGUGGACCCGCCCGGUCGCUCGGCCCUCGGAUAUGCCGCUCAAGGUGGAUACGUUGACGUGCUAGAAGCCAUCAUCGGACAUGGGGCAGACGUGAACGCCCGCGGCGAUGUGAACGAGACCGCACUUCACACCACUGCUCGCCGCGACGGGUCGGGUGCCGUAAACGCACUGAUCGAGGUUGGGGCUGAUAUCAACGCGAGAGCGCACGAUGGGACAACACCUCUCAUGUAUGCGGCGUUGUUCAACAGGAGGGAAUCUAUGCUUGCCCUCUUGGAGCGCGGCGCUUCCUUGGCAGGGGAAGAAAGCGACGGAAAUACGGCGCUGCACAAUGUAUGCCGUGAAAAGUCCAAAGGCGUCGCGGUGGUGGUGGACCUCCUCUUACGAUGGGGGGGGGGGGGGGGGG
This is a messenger RNA of Ectocarpus sp. CCAP 1310/34, 937 nucleotides long. NCBI's taxonomy places the organism in Eukaryota, Phaeophyceae, Ectocarpales, Ectocarpaceae. The record is from the annotation of a GenBank genome assembly.